UAACAAGCUCGGAUGAAAGAAAAAAACAAAAGGGCGCAAAAGCACCCCUGACACAGGCCCCAAACCAAACUGCAAAACAAAAUCCCCAACAGAAAAAAACUGCAGGUGCGCAGGAGCUAUUCCUCACACCAGACAGCACCCUCACAAGCUGUUCGAAACACUGCAGCUCCCCACCACUCUGUUUUUUUUUUUUCGCUCAAUUCUCUAUGCUAAAUGGUUUAUCUAUGUACUUUGUUCUCACCUUUUUCACAACCUGCUGCUACAGAUUUCUCUGCUGUAAAUUAGGGUUCUUCACCAUGAAUACGGAUAAUUUCAAGAAGGACAUUGAUGAACUUAUAGAUCAAUUCGCUCAGGAUGAGUCAAAAACUUUGGCUGAUAUGAAGAGAGUAUGGAUUUCUAAGAAGUUUUCCUACAUUUAUGAAGCUUCUCCUUCUAAAAACUUGGCCUUCUUUAUGCAAUCUCUGUAUGCUCAUUGUAUAGGUUACAUGGUUAGCAAUGGUUCCUUAUCAUACAAACUGGGUGGCCUGUAUUGCCUGUACUGUCUUUACGAGACUCAACCAUUCAAACCUCCUUUUAAGGUCUAUAUAUCCCUUGGAGAGUUAAAAAAUCUUAGAAUUCUUGUUAUUGAUGCAAAGGCAAAUGAUAUCGGAGUUGUGCCUGCUUUAGUCAAAAGAAUGCUGGAAAGUAACACGUUCCUUUUUGGUGCUGUUGACUUAGCGGAAUGUUCUGCCACAGAAACAGUAAACCAACUCGAACAAUUACAGAAGGCCCGUAUUCAAGCUGCAUAUGAAAAGUUGUUUGAUAGCAUGCCAAUUGAAAACUAUGUCCGCAUGGACCUUGGAUUGGAAGUAGACCUCAAUUUGCUGAAGAAAAUGUCAGCUGAAUAUGCUGAGGCAAAAAAUGUAGCUAUUAAAGAAGCAAGCAGUAUAUUGGACGUCCAAAACAUAAAGCACAUAUCAGAAGACAAGGAGUUGAUAGGAGAUGUUGUGGAGAAGAUUGCUGGUGAUUGGCACGUCCAGAAACAAACAUUUUAUAAACAAACAGGAUUGGGAGAGACCGACGAAUAUGAACAGGAGCUGGAGCAAUUACUUCUACAGCAGUACUCAGAUGAUGAUUAACUUAAUCAAGACUGAAAACAAACGUCUAAGUUCUAGUUUCUUGUUUAUAGGGAAUUUCACAAACUUAUAGUCUUGUAUAGAUUGCACGUGAGGUAGAGGAGACCUAGAAAAACUAGAAGAGAAACUAUUAGAUAAGACUUGGAGAUUAAUGAGGUGGACCAAAAUAUGGUUUAUGAUAGAACAUUGUGGCAAUAUGGCGUAAUUUGAUCUAUAUAGCUGACCCGACAGUCUCCAAUUAGUGGGAUAAAGCUUGGAUUGCAUGUCAUUUCAAAGAAGGAUGUUUUCUAAUAGAAGAUUUAAAGUCCUUUGCA
This is a messenger RNA of Medicago truncatula (barrel medic), 1429 nucleotides long. RefSeq lists its product as uncharacterized. The record is from RefSeq and is a predicted model, not a curated record. Gene Ontology annotation, molecular function: sequence-specific DNA binding. NCBI's taxonomy places the organism in Eukaryota, Viridiplantae, Streptophyta, Magnoliopsida, Fabales, Fabaceae. Bases 207 to 1118 code for a protein of 303 amino acids. Gene Ontology annotation, cellular component: snRNA-activating protein complex. Gene Ontology annotation, biological process: snRNA transcription by RNA polymerase II; snRNA transcription by RNA polymerase III. The transcript is spliced from 8 exons.